AUGGCGCCCGGUACGGAAGGUCGCGAAGAGUCUAUUAACACGACGCGCAACAUGACCAACGCGUGGGUGGCGAAGUACCGCAGAGAUAAUAAGACGACGGGCAAGCCGUCGUACGGUCAGGUGUACAGCGCGUUGAACGCGGUGAGCGGUCACUUCAACAACUUUGGCACCAAGUACCCGUUCCCGGCGAAGAGAAAGGAUCGCGUGUUCGCGGAAUUCGAGCAGGCUGAGCUCUUGCUUUCGCGCGGAAGAUAA
This is a messenger RNA of Ostreococcus lucimarinus CCE9901, 255 nucleotides long. RefSeq names its product possible psbZ, PSII-Z, photosystem II polypeptide (gene psbZ). The record is from RefSeq and is a predicted model, not a curated record. Gene Ontology annotation, cellular component: chloroplast thylakoid lumen; photosystem II. The transcript has a single exon. NCBI's taxonomy places the organism in Eukaryota, Viridiplantae, Chlorophyta, Mamiellophyceae, Mamiellales, Bathycoccaceae. Gene Ontology annotation, biological process: photosystem II repair; photosystem II assembly. The coding region runs from base 1 to 255 and encodes 84 amino acids.